Molecule: messenger RNA, 441 nt
Organism: Rotaria sp. Silwood2
Lineage: Eukaryota; Metazoa; Rotifera; Eurotatoria; Philodinida; Philodinidae
Source: the annotation of a GenBank genome assembly
AUGAAUCUUACCGGUAUUUUUCUUCUACUAGUAUUUUCUGCUUGUAUUGGUACAGUUACACCUUCCAUAGUCAGUAAUAUUAUAUCAACAAUACGGGGAUGGAUAGUUCCCAGUGAUCCGCUAGCUGGAGUCAUUAAUAAAACAUGUUUAUAUUUCAGUCAACAUCCUGAUCGUGCUAAUAUUACAUUUAUCAAGAUCAACGAAAUAUUACAAAAAAACAAUGAAACAACACAAUAUUUUGCUACUACUCUGGCUUAUAUAAAUGCUCCUGAGAAUCAAUUAAAAUUAGUUAGUAAUACAACCGCCUGUCCAAUGUUUUUUGAUGAACUUAAAAAUGCACUUGUGACUGAUUAUCAAAAUGGGCGACUCAGUUUGAAAAAUGCUAAACUAGCAGCAGUAAAUAAAAUAAUAGAACUUUAUAAUACUUUUAAAGUUUGGUGA